This is a messenger RNA of Stegostoma tigrinum, 3746 nucleotides long. RefSeq names its product transmembrane protein 229B-like. The transcript has 2 exons. The record is from RefSeq and is a predicted model, not a curated record. Lineage: Eukaryota; Metazoa; Chordata; Chondrichthyes; Orectolobiformes; Stegostomatidae. Bases 118 to 642 code for a protein of 174 amino acids.
CUUCUGUUACUUCCCCAGUAUCUCUCUCGCCCGAUGCAGAACCAUUGUUUGUGCGAUUACUGAGCGCUGAUUAAUGAGGGGAAAAGAGUGCUGCAGCUCUCUCUCUGCUUCCACUGAAUGAGGAUGGCUGUAGCAGAGCCUUUAAGUGCCCUUUCCCGCUGGUAUCUCUAUGCCAUUCAUGGCUAUUUCUGCGAGGUGAUGUUCACAGCAGCCUGGGACUUUGUGGUGCACUUCAACUGGAAAUUUCCCGGGGUCACCAGUGUCUGGGCCCUUUUCAUCUACGGCACGUCCAUGCUGAUAGUGGAGAGGAUGUACCUCUACCUCAAGGACAAGUGCUGCACUGCUGCCCGGUGCCUCAUCUACACCAUCUGGACGUACAUCUGGGAAUUCUGCACGGGCUACAUCUUGCGGCAGUUCGACGCCUGCCCGUGGGACUACUCGCAGUUCGAGUUUGACUUCAUGGGACUGAUCACCCUGGAGUACGCCAUUCCGUGGCUCUGCGGCUCCUUCCUCAUGGAGAAGCUGGUCAUCAGGAACACACUGCGCCUGAGAUUCGACCGCCCCCGGGACGCGGUGGAGACAGCAGCACCGACAGCCUGGUGCCCCAGCGCCCUGACGAACGGACACAUCAAAAACAACUGACAUCCACCCCUCCAGGCUGAUCUGUGGUGGGGAAGAGAGAUGAGGAUAGAAAUGAUACGGUGGAGAGGGGCUUUACUUUGGUCUCCCCAGAGGACGGACAAUAACGAGACGAACAGCUGAUGGUGCCGCUUGGGGCAAUUCCCCGCCCCCCGUGAUGACAUUGGAGGUCCGUGCCGGAAGUUGAUUGGCCGUAACCGCUGUCACUCAUGACUUGUUGGGGGUGGUGAAUACGGCACGAGCUCGGACCGUUAUUUCCCGCUCGCUCAGGUUCAACGGCUUAAACUCCAAAUAAGAGGAAAGCGACAGAUUUAAUCGCGCACACACACAUAUAUAUAGUACGGAUUCGCAGUUUCUUUCCCCCUUUUAGUUGUCGACUUGUUUUAAAAAUUACGUGAAAGGCCACACACUGUUGUGCCCGACACCCACCUGUGGUGCUUACCCACUCCCAUGCAGCUUCGUGAAAGGGGGACUUCCAUUAGUCUUCAAGUCCUCCGAUGGAACUGUUAUCCCCAACUUUAGCCAAGACUGUGGUCUGAUCUGUUGGGACCGAUACAUGGCUAAAGUACCCUCAUCAAAAAGGCUCAGUGCUUGGUAGCUACCUUGGUUUUCGAACCAUUAUCACAGAAUACCAGGGUCGCUCAGUUGGUCAUGUCACUGAGCAGGCACGUUCUCCAGAACUGAAGAUCAUCCACGGGUUGACACGCCUCUAUGAAGUUUUGAAUAGACAAUUAAUUAUUUCUAAGUAGUAGUAAGCCUACAAGUAACCGAGAUCAAAGACUUUACAACCAACAUUCUUCCCCUUGCUAGGAGAAUACAGAACAGAAACAACUUUGCACAAACUCCUCUCUGCAUCCCCUCCAAGGAUUAAUUGAUUAUUUACCAAUGAGUAAUCUGGUGGAGGCAGAUUCAGCUGUGGUUUUAAAAUGGGAAUUGGCCAGCUGCCUAAAGAGAAACAACAUACAAGGCAGCCAGGAAACCCAUGGUAAGGUCUAGAUGAGUUGCUGUUGCAGCGUGUUGGCAUGGACAUGAUGAACUGAAUGGCCCAGACAGGGUGAGACAACUGCUAUGGAGCUGAACCAAAGGAACUAAACUUAAAGGAACUGAAACUCCAAAGGCAGCAACACAAGCAAGUCCACUUUAUGGAAAUUUCCCAGUGCAGUGACCCUUCAACAAGAAAUAAUGGAUAGGUGCCUCUUUUUAUCAUUACUACCUGAUGUUUAUCCAAGACAGUAUGUCACGUCAGUUAUAUGCCAUGCAGUUGUGUGCCCAUGUGCAUCUUAAUACAUUGCAACACCACCUCUGAUAGGGAAGUAGGAAGGAUUCUGAAAUUAGAUUCCCUCCUCCCCAGUUUCCAGAAGACUCACUGACUUUGACUGGAUUGCUUGUCCAGAGUACUUGCCACUCAGCAGCACCUUAGCUGAAUGGCCAUUUGUAGCAGAUGAUUUGUCCAAUGUGAUAUUCAGACUUAAGUCCCCAUCACCAUCAGAACAAGUGCAUUCUCAGGGUGGAGAGCUGCAAGAUAUGUUGUUUUGUCAGUUUGCAGAGCUGCAGGACUGAAACAAACAGGAGCGAACUGGGAUCCAAUCUGUGACCUGUGUUUAGCACAAUUUGAUAUGACACAGUGCUUUUAACAACCAGACUAUGCUUCAUCUCUUUGAAAAUGGAAUAUUACAUUUUAAUUUUUUUAAUUGUUUCAAAUCAAGUGGUGAGAAAGGAUUUGUCUUCACCUUUGCUGCCUUUUGGUCAAUUUUUAUGUAAACAACCUGAGCUAGGCCCAGUCAAUGGCACCAAUCAUGGCCUCAGUACCCCAUGGGCUAAAUCAGGAAAACAGUCCUAAGUUGUUACUUACUGAUCUCCUGCUGGUGAACGCAUAUCAGGAAAUUGUGUGCUAUGAGCUCUCUGGUGGAAAAUGCAGAUUCAAUUUCAACUAUUGCUUGGGGAAUGAUGGAGAGGAGUUGGGUGGUUCAAAGUUAUGGUACUGUCCUAGGACAGAAGAAGGCUAUGAAGGGAACUACCUUGGUGGAGGGAAGAAUUUUGUUUCAAAGGAAUGUUCAGUAUAAAAUUAUAAGGGAACAGGAAUAAAUAGACUACUAUGAAAAAACAGUGUUACGAACUGCUCAUGACCUGUGAUGGGCAGUCUCCAAUUUAACAAAAUUCUUUCCGUGCAAGCAGAAAUGGACUGAUGAAAGACAAUAGUGUUAAUUAACUCUUCGUAACAGCCAACAGUAUUCCUAUUUUAACUGUUUCCGCUGAAAUACUCAGUACAUGGAAGAUCGCAAUUAUCUCAAAUAGAAGUCCAUUAGCAGUGUGAGAGACAAACUCAAACAUACACAGCUCCUAGUUUGCAAUGUUACAGACAAUUAAUGAGUUCCUUCAGCCUGACACAAUGCACAUAUCAAAAAAACUGUUACAUUAGCUUUUCAUUUGUGUGACUUAAUUUGCAAAAGUCCCACUGACAUAUACUAACAAAAUUAGAAACCCAGUGAUAAUUACAAGAAUGCUGAACAUAGAAAUAAAUGAUGGAAAUGAGUAACAGGUUUCUGUGUAGUGCCUAACUACAUAAAGCUUGUUGUUAUUGCUCAGUUAGUCAAAGCACUUUUCCUAUAAAUGAGAGAUCUUGAACCUGAGUCCCAGUGAUUAGUUAUUGUUUAUGCUUAAGGCAGAGGUAGAUAUAUUGACUAAUAAGGAGUUGAACAUUAUUGGAAUUAGACUGGAAUGUGGAUUUGUGAUCACAAUUAAAUUAGCUGUGGUCUCAUUGAAUAGUAUUGCAGUCUCGGGGUGUGGAAUGGCCUACUCCUAAUUUGUACAUUUGUAUGCAAAGGAUUUACUUGCACUUCACACGGGUCUUUUCUCUCAAACCCUUUCAUUGUAACAACUCCCUGUAGCAUACUGAAUGAAGCCAAUGGACAACAAAAAGCACCAAGCUCUGAACUUUAUAAAAGCCAAAAGAACUAAGGAUGCUGUAAAUGAGAAACAAAAACAGAAGUUGCUGGCAAAGCUCAGCAGGUCUGGCAGCAUCUGUGGAGAGAAAUCAGAGUUAAUUUUUCAGGUCCGGUGAUCCUGAUCCUUACUUAGAACUGAUGGUAGCUAGGAAAAUGUUGGUU